GGGGUUUACAGACUUUGAGUGAAGAAAAUGGAGGGGGAGAAUCAUAGUAUGGAGAAAGGAUUAUUACUGGUAAAUAAGGAAGAGAGGAAAGAAAGCUCUGACUCUACGAUAACUCCACUUCUUAUCUUCACUACUUUCAUCAUUGUCUCUGCCUCCUACAGCUUUGGUAUUGCCUUAGGUUUUACUGCCGGUACAAUGUCUUCUAUUAUGGAAGAUCUUGAUCUUUCUAUCGCACAAUUUUCAUUAUUUGGUUCGCUACUGACUUUUGGAGGAAUGAUCGGUGGAAUAUUUAGCGCCACAAUUGCAGAUGCCUUUGGUCGUAAAAUGACGUUGUGGAUAGCCGAGGCAUUCUUCAUAAGUGGAUGGCUUGCAAUUGCACUAGCCCAGGAUAUUAUAUGGCUAGACUCUGGACGAUUCUUUGUGGGAACUGGAGUUGGUCUCGUUAGCUACGUGGUUCCUGUAUAUAUCGCAGAAAUAACUCCUAAAGAUGUGAGAGGCACUUUUACAUUUAGCAAUCAGCUUUUGCAAAAUUGUGGGGUCGCAACCGCAUAUUACAUUGGAAACUUCGUAUCAUGGAGAACCAUAGCCUUGAUAGGCAUUGUCCCAUGCUUAAUACAAUUUUUGGGGUUAUUUUUCAUCCCCGAGUCUCCAAGAUGGCUGGCAAAAGAAAACCGUGAUGAAGAGUGUAAAGUUGUUCUUCAACAAUUACGAGGAACAGAAGCUGAUAUUGUCAAGGAAACUCGUGAAAUCAUGAUUUCUGUUGAUGCUACUGCGAAUAUCAGCAUGCAAAGUCUUUUCAAAAGAAAAUAUACUCGUCAACUUACAAUCGGAGUAGGUGUGAUGCUUAUGCAGCAGUUAUGUGGAAGUUCAGGAGUAAGUUAUUACGCAGGCAGCAUAUUUGAUCUUGCUGGAUUUCCUUCACGGAUUGGGAUGACGGUGUUGUCUAUUGUCGUGGUACCAAAAGCUAUUUUGGGUCUGAUCAUUGUGGAUCGAUGGGGAAGACGACCACUUCUGAUGGCAUCAGCUUUUGGGAUAUGUUUAAGUUGUAUUACUCUUGCAUUAGCAUUUGGAUUGAAAGGUGUUCCUGGCAUUGUAAAUUAUACUCCCACUAUGGCAUUUAUAGGAAUAAUGACAUACGUUAUGAUGUUCGCUGCUGGACUAGGAGCGUUACCAUGGAUUAUAAUGUCCGAGAUAUUUCCAAUGGAUAUGAAAGUGGUAGCUGGGAGUUUAGUAACCAUAACAAAUUCGUUUGCAGGUUGGAUCGUUAGCUACUGUUUCAAUUUUAUGCUUAUUUGGAGCCCCACCGGGACCUUUGCCAUAUUCGCCGUAAUGAGUGGAUUAACAAUCGUAUUUGCAUGGUACAUGGUGCCUGAAACUCGAGGAUUGACGUUAGAAGAAAUUCAAUUUCCACGUGACAAUUGAUGAUCCCAGCUAGCUCACAAACAAUAUAAAGCCAUUAAUUAAUUUCUGAAUUCACUACCAUAAUAAAUUAUAUGUAUGGUCAUGUUGUCGAUAAUCUAAUCUAUCAUAUCCUCUCUUUUUU
Eruca vesicaria subsp. sativa (arugula) is the source of this 1543-nucleotide messenger RNA. Lineage: Eukaryota; Viridiplantae; Streptophyta; Magnoliopsida; Brassicales; Brassicaceae. The record is from the annotation of a GenBank genome assembly.